UGCCGAUUGUUUCGUCCCUUUCAAUACGCGAUGCCGUCCCCUCCUUUCUAUGAGAGAGAACACAUCGCUGUGAAGAAGCCAGAGCUUCCGCCAAAAGUAAGGUCUUUGGAGGAGUACGACGGGCCUCGAUGCUUUGCCAUACCGGGAAACCAUGAUUGGUUUGAUGGCCUGGACAUCUUCAUGAAGUACAUUUGUCACAAAAGCUGGCUCGGUGGGUGGAUGCUCCCGCAAGAACAGAGUUACUUUGCGCUCAAGCUCCCGCAAGGGUGGUGGAUCUUCGGUCUGGACCAAUCAUUGCUUAUGGAUAUCGAUAUCUUUCAGUUCAAAUACUUCUCCAACAUAGCAGACAAUGAGGUGGAAGACGACGGUGUCGUUAUACUUGUCACUCAUGAGCCUAACUGGCUUCUAGACUGGUAUUGGGAUAGAUCGACCGGGAAAAAUGUUACGUACCUGAUUCAGCAACACCUACGAGGCCGUUGUAAGGUUCGAUUCGCCGGGGACUUGCACUUCUAUUAUCGGCAUUCGGCGAGAAAUCCGUCAACGACCCAGGAUCUCUCUCGGAGUCAACCGAGCUCCCCGUCAAAGCUGUCGCCAUCAGUGUCAGCAUGGCCAUCGUUCACGAGAUGGCCACCAUCAUCGUCGACUGGUGUGUCACCGUCGUCAUCAAGACGACCAUCAGGACCCUUGCCACUGUACGAGCAGCUCGUCGUGAACGGAGGUGGCGGAGCAUUCAUGCAUCCAACUCACGUGUUCGAGUCCUUUGGCUCCUUUUCUGACUGUCCAUAUGAAAUGAAGGCAAUGUAUCCGUCGGUUCACGUCUCACAAGCGAUUGGGGUGCUGAACAUCUUGAAGUUUCGUGAAAAGAACUGGAGAUUCGACAUUGUUGGAGGGUUCGGUUAUUAUCUGGUUGUCUUCUCAUUGUUUCCGCAGGUGAGAUUGAGCUCCUUGUGCUCUCUUUUGUGAGGAGGAGGUGAUUUCCUGUAAAAUUAUAAACAACUCGGGUGGAUACUGGUUGAAAGCUUGGCACUUAAUCUCGCUGCUGUUUGGAUUCAGUAAAAUUGAGAUCAAUGA
Molecule: messenger RNA, 1071 nt
Organism: Chara braunii
Lineage: Eukaryota; Viridiplantae; Streptophyta; Charophyceae; Charales; Characeae
Source: the annotation of a GenBank genome assembly